AGAAGUGGACCGUUUCGAUGACGUAGCUAGCUUGUCAAAACAACAAUAGCUCGACGACUCUCUGACCUCGGCUUCAAACGACGUUCUCACGGCUUAGCGGGUUUUUACCGGCUGACUUUAGAAAGAGAAUUUGCGGGUUUCUUAACUGAGUAUUUCAUUUGUGGUAAGUCUGCUGCCGUAUAAGCUGUUGUCUCUGUAGGCUAAUGGAGGUUUGUUAGCCGUUAGCUAACUGCGGAGAGCAUAAGGUAUGCUAGGUGCGUUAGAAAGAGGCUAACACUGUUAGCCUAUCAGUGUUAGGCUCAUUCGAACAUAUUCUUGAAUGCCCCACCAACGCCAUGAAGGUGUAAGUUAAAAGGAUUUCUAAACACAGAAAGCAACACUUUCUCCUUCAGUUUAUCACAAACAUUCAACAUCAAGGCAAACCAGUGUUAUUACUAUAUAACAUAUUACUAUUAGUUUCACCAUGAAAUUAUAUAUAACGUUGGGACGUUCUCACUUGUGUCUUGAGGUCAUGUUGAUAGCGUUAAUGUACGUAUUUCUGAUGGUAAUUCAAUGAUUUAACACUUUCAGGAUCAUUGAGGUUUUGUUUUUUGGCUACUUUAACACUUUGGUAAGAAGUUUAAAGUUGAUGUAUUUAAAACUCAUUGCUUGUUCAUUUUCUUCGGGUCAAUGUCAAAAAGGUACCAUUCCCUUUCCUGUGUCCUUCUCACUCACCUGAUCAGUUCCUGAGUAUUUUUCCCUUCAGACGAACCGUCCACAUUUCUUCCGAUUUUACAUCUCCUGUCUUCCCUGACACCUUCUGUCUGCAGAAAACGCCCCUCACCCCACCCCCCCCUCCCCUGACCGUUCCUACUUCCAUCAUGUCUCACAACCACCGGUUCAGACCACCUGCGGGCGACUCCGAUCGCAGACCUGAUCGCGCGCCGCUCGCUUCGCCGGACCGCCGGCACCCUUCUCCGGACCGCCGGCACCCUUCUCCGGACCGCCGGCAGGGUUCAUCGGGCCGCCGGAACGCCUCAUCGGGCCACCGACGCGCCUCUCCGGACCGCCAGCACGCCUCUCCGGACCGCCGUUACUCCUCGUCGGACCGCCGCCGCGCCGCAUCGGACCGCGACUUUCACAGGCCGCCUCUGGAGUCCUUGUCUGUGUCCCAUCCGCCUACAUCCUUUUCCUCCAGAGGGGCUCAGUUGCCGCAGGACGGCGCUCUCAGCAUCCUGAACAGCUGCGGUCUGGAGCCCGCCGACCUGGCGCUGCUGGCAGAGCUUCCCGAAGACGUCCUCACCGUUGAGUCGCUGCCCCAAGUCCUCCAGCAGAUCAAGGGGAAAAGGGGGACCGUCAAACCACAUCUUUCCGGUAGUCAUCCUCCUUCUUACUCCUCGUCUUCCUCCUACACCCCCAGCUCCUCCCGUCGAUCCAGCGUCAACACCACGGCUAGCGACUGGGAUUAUCCCCGCAGCCAGCCAGCUCCAGGAGAGGUAACACAUGGUCCUCUUUCACCUGAGCUGGACUGCUGGGGGAAUCCCAGUCCUGGCAGCUCAGUUAGAACACAACCACAGUCAUUAUUGUCGCUCGUGGUGGACUACAACUAUAGGCCAGGACCUUCUGAUAAUGGUAAGACCGCCAGAAACGCAAGUCCAGUGUUCUCCCAGGACUACAACCACAGAACACAACCCUCUGUCUAUGGCAAGACGGGGACAGACGUGAGUCCAGUAUCCUCUCACGACUACAUCCAGAGACCACAACCUUCUGUCUAUGGCAAGACGGAGAGAGACGUGAGUCCAGUAUCCUCUCACGACUACAUCCAGAGACCACAACCUUCUGUCUAUGGCAAGACGGGGACAGACGUGAGUCCAGUAUCCUCUCACGACUACAUCCAGAGACCACAACCUUCUGUCUAUGGCAAGACUGGGAGAGACGCCGGUCCAGUUUCCUCACAAGACUACAUCCAGAGACCACAACCUUCUGUCUAUGGCAAGACUGGGAGAGACGCCGGUCCAGUUUCCUCACAAGACUACAUCCAGAGACCACAACCUUCUGUCUAUGGCAAGACUGGGAGAGACGCCGGUCCAGUUUCCUCACAAGACUACAUCCAGAGACCACAACCUUCUGUCUAUGGCAAGACUGGGAGAGACGCCGGUCCAGUUUCCUCACAAGACUACAACCGCGGACCAGGCCUGUCUGAUUAUGGCAAGACGGGCAGAGAUGCCGGUCUAGUGUCCUCUCUAGACUACAACCACAGACCAGGCCUGUCUGAUUACGGCAAGACGGGCAGAGAUGCCGGUCUAGUGUCCUCUCUAGACUACAACCACAGACCAGGCCUGUCUGAUUACGGCAAGACGAGCAGAGAUGCCGGUCUAGUGUCCUCUCUAGACUACAACCACAAACCAGGCCUGUCUGAUUAUGGCAAGACAGGCAGAGAUGCCGAUCCAGUGUCCUCUCUGGACUACAACUAUGAACUAGGACUUUCUGAUUACAGCAAGGGGUGCAGAGAUGCCGAUCCAGUGUCCUCUCUGGACUACAAUAAAACCCCAGGACUUUCUGGUUAUGGUAAGACAGGCAGAGACGCUGUUCCAGCGCUCUCACAGGAUCAACCCCCUUUCAGCUCUGCAGGUGGACCCAAAAGAACUCGGCGUUCGCGUUUCUCUCAGCUUGAAGCAGUUGAUCACAUGGCAGUGCCUCCUCCUGAGGAGCACUAUCCAACCACUCUUGGGCAGCAGGGCAAGCCAGAGAUCUCUUCCAUUAGGAGCAGCAGCUGCAGCCGGCUCGCCAUCGCACCCGGCGCAGCCACUGCCGGCCCGAUGCCCUCUAAGAAAGAAGCUCUGGACUUCCACGGGACGUCUCCACCGGGGUUCCCAUACUCAUGCUCUCUGUGUGAUAUUACUGUGAUGUCAGAGAAGGUGUGGAUUAAACACAUAAACGGGCCUCACCAUGCAGACGGACAACUUAACCUGCUGCAGAAGUUUCCUAACUGGGACUGUCGCAUGGAGACAAUCAGCAGGCCCGAUGACCAACCAGAGAAGAAAAAAGAUGAAGAAAAAGCGCCCCAGCAGCUGCAAACCGCCAAUCAGAGCGCCUCCAUCCCGCCGCCGAAUAAAAAGAAGGCCUCAGGGAAAGGCAAAGUGGUGUGUGUGAGGUUCCCGGCUCAGUCCGUGGACGAGGCGUACCUCCGGAAGCUGGCCGAACCCUUCGGAAAGAUCGUCACGGUCCUCAUGUUUCCGUCUCUAGCGUUUGUGGAGCUGGGCACCGUCGACCAGGCCAAAGACUUGGUGAAGUUCUACGCGGGCUGUCCACCAGUGGUGAACGGGGAGAACUUGGAGUUCAGGAUCUCCACCACCUUCAACUUCCUCCAGAGUUCUCGGGUAGUGAGUUUCUUUCCGGCUCCAGUGGGAGAAGAGAGCCUUUCGGAUCUAAUGACCAUCAUCAAGAACUUCGGCUCACCGCUCUACACCCUGUUCCUGCCGUCGAAGGCCUUUGUAGAGAUGAAAAAUACUCCCGAUGCUCAGAAGAUGGUGGAUUUCUAUUCCUCAAAAGCUCUGAUGGUCAACAAUGAGUCCAUCAAAGUGUCUUUCUCUGUAGAAUACAAGAGCCUCAUGCGGGUCCCCUCGGCCAAGAGGUACGACGAGGAAACGUCCUUGUCCAAAAGGACACAGAGUUCCAGUCGAGAGAAUGAAGAAAAGAAGAACGAGACCAAGAGGAGGAGGAGGAGCAGUGAGGAGGGGGAGAAAGAAAGGAAGGAGGGAGAGAAAUCCAGCAGGGAAGCGAGAACCAGGUCCAGAUCCAGAGACACAUCUGGGGACAAGUCUAUUCAGGAGAAGUCCAGAUCCAGCGACAAGUCCAGAAAAGACAGGAGGUCCAGAUCAAGAGAUAGAACUAGAGAAAAGUCCAGCAAAGAUGAGGAGUCCAGGUCUAAAGGUAAAUCCAGCAGUGGCGAGACAACCAGAACCAGGUCAAAAUCAAGGGAAAAGUCUACGAAAGAGAAAAGCCCCAGAACCAAGUCUGGAUCAGGACAUAAAGGAAUGGAAAAGUCCAGCAGGGAGGGUCGGUCCAGGUCUAGGGACAAAUCCAGCAAAGACGAGGACACCAGAACCAAGUCUAAUUCCAGAGAAAAGUCCACUGGAGAGACCAGAUCCAGGUCCAGAGAGGAAUCCAGCAGCAAGUCCUCUGGGCAGAGCCGGUCCACUGGAGAGUUGGUGGUGCCAGAGAAAACCACUGACUGUGAGUCCAGGAUCGAUCCAGAUCCUGUUCCUGUCAAGGACUCCAAACCCGAAGCGGAAGACAAAGACGCCACUGAGGAGGAAGACGGGUCGUCUGCCGAGGAGAGCGACAUCGAGGGGAUGGAGGUGAUUGGAGAGGACGGAGAGAGUCUGGAUGAUGAAGAUGGAGACGAAGACGACUGUCCUGCAGAGAGGACAGACUUACCUAAAGAGGUCAAUGAGGAGGAGGUGAAGGUGGAGACGGCGGUUCAGGAGAAAGUGAUGGAGAUAAAGAAGGAAGCGGCUGAUGAUCGGGAGGAAGUAAUAGCGAUAAAGAUGGAGGUCAAUGAUCAGCAGCAAGUGAUGCAGAUUAAGAAGGAGGAGACAGAAGAAGAGAGGGAACCUACCAAAAUCAAGGAGGAGGAGCAGCAGCAGGAGGAGGAAGCAGUGGAGAGCGAGGAGAAAGACUCCGAUUUCCCCAUAGAUCUGGAGAACUGCAUUACUCUGGAUGAACUGGGAGAAGACCAGUCUGAUGAACAAGAUGAAGAAGACUCAGAUGGAUCCAACACUUUCUCCUCCCGGGUGGUUUACUUCAACAACCUUUAUUCCCUCGACGACGCGGAAUUCGUCGAGCUGGUGAAAGACUUUGGGACGGCGGUGAAGUUCUACCGAGGUUUCAUUGAGAUGUCCACUUCUUCUGAGGCUCUCCGAGUCGUUGAAGAGAUGAGGUCCAAAUCGUUCAGCGUCUCCGGCUUCAGAGUCAGCGCACACAUCUCCAACAGAUACAAGCGUCUCACCAACGGGUUGUCUCCUCAGGGGAAGUGGAACGUGGAGAAGGACAGCAGCAGCAGCAGGAGGAGGAGGAGUGAGAGAGUAAACAUUGACCGAUCUAAGGAGAGGAAGUCUGAGGGGAGAGAGGAGUCCUUGAAAAAGACUCCAGAGAAAAAGUCAGCGUCUAAAAACAAAGACUCGUCUAAAAAUCCUCAAGAGAGAAAAUCGUCCAAAAAGACUUCAGAGAAAGUGUCAACUUCUAAAAAGACUCAAGAGGAAGAGUCGACUUGUAAAACGCCUCCAGGGGAAGAGUCGUCUUGUGAAAAGUCUCCAGUGGAAGAGUCGUCUCGUGAAAAGUCUCCAGUGGAAGAGUCGUCUCGUGAAAAGUCUCCAGUGGAAGAGUCGUCUCGUGAAAAGUCUCCAGUGGAAGUGUCGACUCGUGAAAAGCCUCCAGGGGAAGAGGCGACUCGUGAAAAGCCUCCAGGGGAAGAGUCGACUCGUGAAAAGUCUCCCGGGGAAGAGUCGUCUCGUGAAAAGUCUCCAGUGGAAGUGUCGACUCGUGAAAAGUCUCCAGUGGAAGGAUCGACUCGUGAAAAGUCUCCAGUGGAAGGGUCGACUCGUGAAAAGUCUCCAGUGGAAGGGUCGACUCGUGAAAAGUCUCCAGUGGAAGGGUCGACUCGUGAAAAGUCUCCAGUGGAAGGAUCGACUCGUGAAAAGUCUCCAGUGGAAGGGUCGACUCGUGAAAAGUCUCCAGUGGAAGGGUUGACUCGUGAAAAGUCUCCAGUGGAAGUGUCGACUCGUGAAAAGUCUCCAGGGCAAGAGGCGACUCGUGAAAAGCCUCCAGGGCAAGAGGCGACUCGUGAAAAGUCUCCCGGGGAAGAGUCGACUCGUGAAAAGCCUCCAGGGGAAGAGUCGACUCGUGAAAAGCCUCCCGGGGAAGAGUCGACUCGUGAAAAGCCUCCAGGGCAAGAGGCGACUCGUGAAAAGCCUCCAGGGCAAGAGUCGACUCGUGAAAAGCCUCCAGGGCAAGAGUCGACUCGUGAAAAGCCUCCAGGGCAAGAGGCGACUCGUGAAAAGUCUCCAGUGGAAGGGUCGACUUGUAAAAAUAUUGUGGAGAAAGACUUGUCUACAGAGACAUCACAGAAAACAUCUGUCAAUGAAAAUACUUCAGAAAGAGAUUUAAAACAGACUGACGAGAAGAUCUCUAGCGAGGAGUCCGCUGCUAGAACACUUCAGGCAGAGUCCCUCUCUAGAACUAGUCCAGAAAAGACUUUAAAAAGAAAAGGUUCUCGCGAGAACGACUCUGUUCCCGGAAAAAAAGAAAAGAACGAGUCGGCAAACGAUGAGAAAAAAAGGUUAUCGAUCCACAAGAAUGAAGUAUCAACUGAGCGGACUCCAGCCAAGGACGAGCCCUCUGAAGCUCAGGGGGAGGAGCCUGGACUGAAGAAGAGUCCAGAUCCACAGGGAGCUGCUGUUGACGGGCUGCAGGACUCUGAGGCUGCACUCCAAGAGCAGCAACAAUCUGUAGGGGGCGCUGCUGAGCGGCAGGAUCCCACCGGACCAGUUGGAACAGAGUUUGUCCGUCCGGUGGUCGGAUACUUCUGUAAUUUGUGCCAGCUGAUCUACGCUGACGAGGACGAAGCCAAGCUGAAGCACUGCAGCACCCUGACGCACUACAGGAAGUACCAGGAAAAGACAGGAAAAGAUCCAUGGGCGAGCUGAACAACACUCAAACAAUUUGAUGCAUUAUUCUGAUUCAUCCAAUUGUAAGAAAUUUAAACUUUAUUUAGUUUUAUUUCUCUGUAUAUAGUUUUUUCUCAAGGACAAAAGAUUCAUACGCUUGAAUUUUACGGAUACCUUUAGAACUACUUUUUAUCAAAGGUCCAACCCAAAUCAACCCAAAUAUUUUUUCAGGUGAUACAGUCCCAAAGUUAUGUCUGUUCAGUUAAAAGAAAAUAACACAUUAAUAAUGCUAGUUUGUCAUUUUCUUAAAUAGAAAUGUUUAAAUAUUUCCAAUUCUCGCAUAUUUCUUGUAAAAUAACUUCCUAAUAAAACAGUUUAAAAAUUCUAUUUCAAAUACCUUUUGUUUUAAUCAAGGCUCUUUCAUUUGGUCGUGUGUCACCAUGAGAGGCUGUUAAAUCAUUUUUUUUACUUUUUUUUUAAUAUUAAAUGCAUAUAUAGAAUACUUGAACGUUAAUGACAUUUCUUCAACUUGCAUUGAUAUGACUUCCUUUUACUUCCUUUUAAAUGUAUGUAUACUUGAAAUACUGUGACUUAUUUACAAUGCUAUUACUUUUAAAUGAUUUUCUUCCAAAUGCUAACUUUCUUUUGAUUUCUUUUUUUUUUCCAAAACAAAUCCACUUGUUACAUCCAGGCUCUGUUUGCAAUGUGAAAGGGAGACCAAACUAGUGUAAAAGUAAUAAAUACCAAUUUGUAUAAAAGCAAAAAACUA
Molecule: messenger RNA, 7416 nt
Organism: Pungitius pungitius (ninespine stickleback)
Lineage: Eukaryota; Metazoa; Chordata; Actinopteri; Perciformes; Gasterosteidae
Exons: 19
Coding region: 861-6686 (1941 amino acids)
Cellular component (GO): nucleus
Molecular function (GO): RNA binding; zinc ion binding
Source: RefSeq, a predicted model, not a curated record